Molecule: messenger RNA, 1354 nt
Organism: Oncorhynchus kisutch (coho salmon)
Lineage: Eukaryota; Metazoa; Chordata; Actinopteri; Salmoniformes; Salmonidae
Product: actin-related protein 2/3 complex subunit 5-like protein
Exons: 4
Coding region: 290-742 (150 amino acids)
Biological process (GO): Arp2/3 complex-mediated actin nucleation; regulation of actin filament polymerization
Cellular component (GO): actin cytoskeleton; Arp2/3 protein complex
Source: RefSeq, a predicted model, not a curated record
UUUGACUCGGAAGUGACGACAGGUGCCGCUGGCUUCACCUGAGUGAAAAUAAUUUAGGCAACACUAUUGCGUGUCAAACGAGUUAGCUAGGUACAUGGUGGUGAAAUAAUGUGUGUAACACUGGCAGAUAAUAUUAUCUAGACAAAUUACAAUCAGAACACCGUUAGCGAAGACGGUGAUUGCUAGAUAGUAGGAGAACCGAUCCAGAGCAAGUACCCUGUACUUGGCUCGCGUUAACGCAACAGCGCUGUGUGUAGGACUAGCUUUAGCUUGCUAGCUACUAUUUCUGAUGGCGAAAAACACUCUUUCGUCGCGAUUCAGGAAACUCGACAUAGAUGAAUUUGAUGAGAACAAAUUCGUUGAUGACCACGAUGAGGCUGUCGAUAAUCAGGGACCGGACGGCACGGAGAUAGAAAACCUCAUCAGGAUAGGAGACACGAUGACAGCUUUUCACCUUGCUCUGCGCAACCCUCCUCUCAACACUAAGAAUCCAGCAGUAAAGGAAAGGGCUCUGGCAAUAGUGCUGAGAGUGUUGACAUCAUUUAAGUCAAGUGAUAUUGAGCCAGCCGUCAAGUCUCUUGACAGAAGCGGGGUGGACCUGCUUAUGAAGUACAUAUAUAGAGGCUUCGAGAAGCCCUCCGACAAUAGCAGUGCCAUUCUCCUACAGUGGCACGAAAAGGCUUUCGCAGUUGGGGGCUUAGGGUCAAUCGUACGAGUUCUGACGGCCCGAAAGACCGUUUGAAGGGAGGGGCCUUAUCACGUGGAGUGUCUCGGAUGACCACUGGCAAGAGGAGUGACUGCCUUCUGUGGAAGGGAAAGUAGAUUAUCACAAUUUCUUACUGAAAAAACCCUUACACUACAUAAGUUAAAGACAAAACACAAAGGGAACAUUUAUUUUUAGUUUGAAAAUGUAUGGGAUAGCUGUAAUUUAGGAAAGGAUAUGUGUUCAUGUAUAGGAUUAUCAUUUUUCCCCAAUCACGAGUUAUUUGCUCGUUCUUUAUUGCAUUUCUGUUCUAAUACCAUUGAGAAGCAUCAGCAUGUUUCUUUGAGGGUGGGAAAAGGAAGGAAGGAAAAGAGACAUGGCCGGUCAGAGGAAGGGUGUACAUUAAAUGGUACUGUACCAUUAUACCUGUGUGUGUGUGUGACAUUCAGUGUGCUUGCGAGUGUAUGUCUGAUAUGUUAGUGUAGUAUUUCAUUUUUUUCUCAUUGUCAUUUUUGUACAGACAGAAGUACAUUUUAAUAUAAAGAGAUUGAGAUUCAAUUAAUUGGUAUGCAGGGUGGGGUAUAUUGAACAAUGGGGGAUUUUGUUGUGAAGUGCCUGCUGCAAUAAAACUGGAAACAAGUGUCCUUGUCA